ACAUCUCCUCGCUGAUUUCAAACUUUCAACCACAAGUAGUUGUGUGUUCCAGUGUGUGUUCUGUUCGAAAAUUCAAGUUGGAAUAACAAGGAUAAAUACCGCACAAGUCGACAACAAGAAAUACUUAACUUGUAAUCUAAUCACCAUGGAAUUACCGCAUUGCUACCAAGGGAAAACACACGUGCCGGCUCCGUCUGGGAAAUAUGUCGUUGGCUGUACCGACAUUAUUACCGGACCCGAUUCCCAGAACGGCUGCCUCUUUCGCAUGUUCUACCCGACUAAACUGAACGAUAUUUAUGAAAAUUCUUCGAGUUGGGCGAAAUACCUGCCGCACGAUAAAUACGUCGAGGGUUACGCAACAGCUGGCGGAUUCAAAAUCCAUUUCGUCGGCAAAAAGAUCAUAUCGUGGAGCUUUGGAAAUGCCUACAUCCCCGCGGUGGAAGACGCCGAGCCCUCCGAUGAACAACUUUUUCCCGUGAUUGUAUUUUCACAUGGCCUCAAGGCCUGUCGAACGAGCUACUCGUCUUUCUGCUCCGACAUCUCAUCCCAUGGGUUUAUAGUGGCAGCUAUCGAACACAGGGACGGAUCGGCCUGCGUGAGCUACACCCUGGAAAAAGGACCAAAUAGUCAAGAAAGUCCAGCAGUCAAAUGGAUUCCCUACAAUCCCGUGCCAUUUGAAACGGAUGAAAUGCCUUUUAGACACGAACAAUUGGAAAUUCGUACUCGGGAAUGCAGUCAAACUCUUGAAUUACUGUCCAAACUCAACGAGGGAUCCGAAAUAGAACACAUUCUGCAACCGACGAUGGAUCUCGCAAAGUUCAAGGGCGUGAUGGAAUUGAGCUCGCCAACGAUUGCGGGCCAUUCGUUCGGAUCGACAACCGUUUUACGGACAUUAAACGCUGACAAACGCUUCAAGAUCGGAUUGGCCAUGGAUGCCUGGAUGUGGCCGCUUAGAGACGAGCCGGAAUUGGCCAAGAGCGUGGAACAACCACUUUUGUUCAUCAAUUCGGAAGCUUUUCAGACGGCCGCCAAUCUGGAAACGAUGAAGCGAUUCACGGUCGAUGCGGAUCACACUGAGCGGCGCGUCGUUACUUUGAAAGGUAGCGUUCACUACAGCCAGAACGACGUGCCGUCUUUAUUGCCUUGGUAUAUCCGCCGCUUUACAUACAAUUCCAUCAUCGAUCCUCUGCUGGCCCUGCAGCUCAACCACCGCAUGACGCUGCUCUACCUGCGCAAGCAUUUGGGACAUCCGGCGGAGGAGAAGGAGGAAUUUUCAGAAUUAAUGGGACAACACGCCGAUGUGAUCUGCGAGGGAAUUCCCUAGUCGAAAAUGGACCGAGAGGCUGUGACGUAAUGACGUUUGAUUCCCAUGUCGAUUGAAUAGACGAAUUGUUGGACAUGUGUUUCACGCAAUAAUAGAGAGCGGCA
Daphnia pulicaria is the source of this 1428-nucleotide messenger RNA. Its product is annotated as platelet-activating factor acetylhydrolase-like. The record is from RefSeq and is a predicted model, not a curated record. Lineage: Eukaryota; Metazoa; Arthropoda; Branchiopoda; Diplostraca; Daphniidae. Gene Ontology annotation, molecular function: 1-alkyl-2-acetylglycerophosphocholine esterase activity. The coding region runs from base 146 to 1324 and encodes 392 amino acids. The transcript has 10 exons.